GGAGUCUGUUCGUCUUCAUAAAAAGCACAGUCUCCCACUCACUCUCCCAACGCACUCCUUAAGUCCUAAAUACCAAAUUGUUUAGCAGGAGAGUUAGUGAACCCUAAAAUCAAAUUUGAGCAAAAGGGUGGUGAGUAUUUUAGUCAAUAUUUGAUUAAACACUCGGUAGAAGCUCAACUCCAGUGGGGGCAUCAUUAGAUACAAAAGAAGAUAUAGGCAUGGCUAGUAAGGGUGAAAAGUUUUCAAGUGGAGCUGAUAUGGAUAUAGAUGAUGAUGAAGUUACUGACUUAAGCAGCAUAGCUGAUCUGGAUGAAGAAUCUCUGAAAACUUUCUGCAGAAAGGCUUCUAUGUCAUUCUUUAACGAGUAUGGGCUUAUUAGCCACCAAAUUAAUUCAUACAAUGACUUCAUUGAAAAUGGUAUCCAGAAGGUCUUUGAUUCUGCGGGUGAGACUAUAAUUGAGCCUGGUUAUGAUCCAUCAAAGAAGAAAGAACCUCAUUGGCAUUAUGCUUCUGUAAGGUUUGGGAAAGUCACUCUUGAUAAGCCAAGCUUUUUUGCUGGCACUGAAGGGGGUGCCGAUCACAAUAUGCUUCCUAGGCAUGCCAGGCUUCAGAAUAUGACAUAUUCAUCUAGGAUGAAAGUAAAUGUUACUCUUCAGGUUUAUACUCAGAAAAACGUCAGAAGUGACAAAUUUAAAACUGGAAAAGAACAAUAUAUUCAAAAGGAAGUUUUAAGGGAGGAUAAUAAGGAUAUUGUGAUUGGGAGGAUUCCGGUGAUGGUGAAGUCUGACCUCUGCUGGAUGAAGGAUGCUGAUAAACGUGAUUGUGAUUUUGACCACGGAGGGUACUUUCUGAUCAAAGGUGCAGAAAAAAUUUUUAUUGCUCAAGAGCACAUUUGUAUGAGAAGAAUUUUGAUAUCAAAUAAUCAAGGUUGGACUAUUGCAUACAAAUCUGAAACAAAAAGAAACAGAUUAAUUGUGAGACUGGUAGAGCAGUCUAAAAUUGAAGGUAUUGGAGGAGGUGAGAAAGUCCUCACUGUCUAUUUCCUGUCGACGGAGAUACCCAUAUGGGUGUUAUUUUUUGCCCUUGGUGUCUCAUCAGACAACGAAAUCAGAGAGCUUAUAGAUUACGGAGCUGAAGAAGCAAACAUUUCGAAUAUAUUCUUUGCCUCAAUCCAUGAUGCUGAUAAUAGAUUUGACGACUUCCGAAUACGCAGUAAUGCUCUCAGUCACGUAAAUAAACUGAUUAAAAGUACCACAUUUCCACCUGGGGAAAGUGUUGAAGAGUGCCUGAACAUGUAUAUGUUUCCCAGUCUCCCUGGCUCAAAGCAAAAGGCUCGGUUUCUAGGCUAUAUGGUGAAGUGCCUUUUACAGGCUUAUACAGGUCGUAGAAAGUGUGAUAAUCGGGACAAUUUUAGAAACAAGAGGUUGGAGUUGGCAGGUCAGUUGCUUGAACGAGAGUUGAAAGUGCAUAUUGCACAUGCUCGUAGGCGCAUGAUCAAGGUUUUGCAGAGAGAUCUUUAUCCAGAUCGUACAGUGCAUCCAAUUGAUUACUAUCUUGAUGCGUCCAUAGUUACCAAUGGUCUUUCCAGAGCGUUCUCCACUGGAGCAUGGUCACAUCCCUUUAAGCGAAUGGAAAGGAUCUCUGGUGUUGUGGCAACACUUGGCCGUACAAAUGCCUUGCAGACUAUGGUUGAUUUGAGGAGAACAAGACAGCAAGUUCAGUACACUGGGAAGGUUGGAGAUGCCAGAUACCCGCAUCCUUCUCAUUGGGGUAAGGUUUGCUUUCUGUCUACGCCAGAUGGUGAAAAUUGUGGGCUUGUCAAAAAUUUGGCUGUUACCGGACUUGUAAGUACAGACAUACGGGAACCAAUAGUUGAUCAAUUGUUUGAUUGUGGAAUGGAGGAACUGGUAGAUGAUACUACUACUUCACUGGAAGGAAUGGAUAAAAUCUUUGUUAAUGGGGACUGGGUUGGAGUUUGUAAGGAUUCCCUUUCGUUUGUUGCUGAGCUAAGAAGUAAGCGACGACAGAGAGAGUUACCAAAUCAGAUUGAAAUAAAAAGAGAUGAACAGCUAGGUGAAGUAAGAAUAUUUUCUGAUGCUGGGAGGAUAUUGCGCCCUCUUUUGGUUGUGGAGAAUUUGGGCAGAAUUAACUCAAUUAAAGGAAAGAAUUACAACUUCCAAUCUCUUCUAGACAUGGGUAUUAUCGAGCUUGUUGGAACUGAAGAAGAAGAGGAUUGUUUCACUGCAUGGGGUAUUAAAUACAUUCUGAAGGAUGUGAAAGAAAAGAAACCUGUGAAGUUCACUCACUGUGAACUUGAUAUGUCAUUCUUGUUAGGUUUGAGUUGUGGAAUUAUCCCAUUUGCCAACCAUGACCAUGCAAGAAGGGUUUUAUAUCAAGCACAGAAACAUUCUUCACAGGCUAUUGGUUUUCCCACAACAAAUCCAAACAUACGAGUGGAUACGCUGUCCCAUCAGCUGUAUUAUCCACAAAGGCCUCUAUUUCGGACAAUGACUUCUGAUUGUCUUGGUAAACCUGGUUAUGGGCAUAAUGGAAUACUGCCAAGACCAGAGCUCUACAAUGGACAGAAUGCCAUCGUAGCUGUCAAUAUUCAUCUGGGAUACAACCAAGAGGAUUCUUUGGUGAUGAACCAAGCAUCUAUGGAACGUGGUAUGUUUCGAUCUGAGCACAUCAGAAGUUACAAGGCUGAGGUUGAUAACAAAGAAACAAUGGGAAAGAAAAGGAUCUCUGAUAAUAUUAUGAAUUUUGGAAAGAUGCAAAGUACAAGAGGACGUGUUGAUUGCCUUGAUGAUGAUGGUUUUCCUUUCAUUGGGGCUAACCUCCAGAGUGGUGACAUUGUUAUAGGGAGGUAUGCCGAUUCUGGGGAUCACAGCAUAAAACUAAAGCACACAGAAAGAGGCAUGGUACAGAAAGUUGUUCUUUCUUCUAACGAUGAUGGGAAGAACUUUGCUGUGGUAUCUUUGAGACAGGUUCGAUCUCCACGUCUUGGAGACAAGUUCUCGAGCAUGCAUGGGCAAAAAGGUGUUUUAGGUUUUCUGGAAUCCCAAGAAAAUUUCCCUUUCACAAUACAAGGAAUUGUCCCAGAUAUUGUUAUAAACCCACAUGCGUUUCCUUCACGGCAAACUCCUGGUCAACUCUUGGAGGCUGCUUUAGGGAAGGGGAUUGCCUGUGGUGGUUUGUUGAGAUAUGCCACACCUUUCUCCACUCCAUCUGUUGAAGCCAUCACGGAGCAGCUCCACAGGGUUGGAUUCGAGAAAUGGGGAUCAGAGAGAGUGUACAGUGGCCGAACUGGUGCAAUGUUUAAUUCACUUAUAUUUAUGGGCCCUACGUUCUACCAGAGACUGAUUCACAUGGCAGAAGACAAAGUGAAAUUCCGGAACAUUGGACCAGUCCACCCGCUCACUCGACAGCCAGUUGCAGACAGGAAACGGUAUGGUGGGAUCAAGUUCGGUGAGAUGGAACGUGACUGCCUUAUAGCUCAUGGAGCAUCAGCCAACUUGCAUGAACGGCUUUUUACACUGAGUGAUUGCUCUGAGGUGCACAUUUGCCGUAAAUGCAAGAAUGUGGCAAACGUGAUCCAACGGACAGUGAGUGGUGGACGCAAGAUCAGGGGGCCAUACUGCCGAUUAUGUGAAUCUGUCGAUGACAUCAUCAAGGCAAAUGUGCCUUAUGGCGCCAAGUUAUUGCGCCAGGAGCUUUUUAGCAUGGGUAUCAAUUUGAAGUUUGAAACAGAAUACUGUUAA
Molecule: messenger RNA, 3761 nt
Organism: Pistacia vera
Lineage: Eukaryota; Viridiplantae; Streptophyta; Magnoliopsida; Sapindales; Anacardiaceae
Product: DNA-directed RNA polymerases IV and V subunit 2-like
Exons: 8
Coding region: 219-3761 (1180 amino acids)
Biological process (GO): DNA-templated transcription
Cellular component (GO): RNA polymerase II, core complex
Molecular function (GO): DNA binding; DNA-directed RNA polymerase activity; ribonucleoside binding
Source: RefSeq, a predicted model, not a curated record